Cloeon dipterum is the source of this 5614-nucleotide messenger RNA. RefSeq names its product misexpression suppressor of ras 4 (gene MESR4). The transcript has 6 exons. Bases 301 to 4656 code for a protein of 1451 amino acids. The record is from RefSeq and is a predicted model, not a curated record. NCBI's taxonomy places the organism in Eukaryota, Metazoa, Arthropoda, Insecta, Ephemeroptera, Baetidae.
GACUUUGCAGCCCGAUUGAUUUUAACUACUGGCUGUAGGUGUCUCUUGCGAUCCUUGUGCUCACAGCGUUCUUUGUGCGCUGCAUGCACUACAGCAGAGUACCCGCCAAUCGUAUCUUUCCAACUCCGUGUGCUCGCACAACUCCUUAUUGACGCCAUUUUACCCCGACGAGGAGCACUUCGCGCUGCAAAAGUCGUCCGGGAUGAUUGGCAAAUAUCGCCAGAGUGCCGGUCCCGUCUCGAAAUAAAUGCACAGCUAGUCUCCUGCGAAAUAUUCAUCAGUUCGAGUCGCUGAUUUGCUAUGGAAUAUGAUUCUGGAUUGGAAAUCACAGCUCUGCCAGUCAGGAAAUACAACAAACACGUUUUGAGCAGCGACGACGAUGCAGCCAAUGUCCACGUGGACAGCAGAUGGGGGGACAUAGUGAACGGCCACCACCAUUCGCUGUCGGCUUCCCCAUUCUACUUUUCAGAGCUGGGCGCCGCAUCGCCGCUGCCCCCGCCGAGGAAGAAGGCCUACCAAAAUCCGGCCGCUAUCGAACUCGAUGACACUAGUGCGUUCUAUGAAGACACGAGGACUGCAAAUCCGCAGCCUCUUGUCCGAUUUCAGUGUGUUAAGUGUAAAGAGGGUGGAUUCGAGACUCUGCCAGCCCUUAAGGAGCACCAGAGGCACUGUUUGAAGAUCAGAAAAAUAAUACCUAGUGCGAAUCGAACAAGAAGAAAAAUAUACUUCUGCAACUCGUGCGGCACUUACCACUCUGGGUGUGAUCUUUACCUGCACACGUUACAGGUUCACCAACGCCAUGUUUGUCUCUUCUGUAUGGCAACCUUUAUGCGGGCUGACAAGCUGGCGUAUCACCUGCGAACAAGGCACAGAUUACUUAACGUCAAUUCCACACUAGCUGAGUUCAUCUCCAACUAUUCGAAUGGCUGUCUGCUGAGCUGCUGCUCUUGUAGCAGGUUGUUCUCCGAAACAGACAACUUCUGCGGGCACGAUUGUCAAAGGCCGAAAAACAAAGCCGCAAAAAGCGAGUCCUAUGGUGUGCCUCACGGAGAAAACCACAAGCACCCAGCUAGUCACUCAGCCUCUAACUUCACACUGCCGCAACUCAAGGAUGUCACAAUUAUCCCUAUCAACAAGGGAGGUGGCAAGAAAGAGGCCUCUCAGUCGCCUCCCAAAACACCCAGUUUGAAAAUAAAAUUAAGUGUGCCGAAGAAAAGCAGUAAAAAGUUAAAAACCCUUCCUGAGCCUCCACCGCCAGUCCCAGAGCCGCCAGCUCCAGCUCCAGAGCCUCCUGCUUCUGAACCGCCCGCGGUAGUGGACGAACCCGCAACCCCUGAUAAUGAGCUUCCUAUUCGGUUGAAUGGGGAGAGCUCUAUGCUUGACUCCGAUCUAUCGCGGAAUGAAGAGUCUGAUUGGACACAAAGCGAACCUCCACCCUCCAUUGAGCCAGCUCUGCCUGAACCUGAGGUAGAGCCAGAGCCGGAACCAGUGGAGGAACCACCUCCACCACCAGCAGAAGAGGACAUUCAGCUUGCCAACGAAGACUCUCCUCUGAUUGAUCUCUACAUUAACAAGUCUCUGGAGGAGCAGCAUAUUCAGGAGCUGCUGAAGCAGGCCAUCACUGAAGUGUGCAGCAUUUGCGUCUACUGCACGCACGCAGUGAAAAUCGCCGUUAAUGGAAAGCAGCUGGCUCUGCAUCUGUUGUCUGAGCACAGAUUCCAGCUCAUCUUUGACAAAGAGCAGUUGCCACUUACCAGCUUUAUUGAGCUGCUCAAAAGCAAACUUACUGAGCUGGAGAACGCGUUCUUCAACUGCGACUCUUAUGACAACAUGCAAGAACUGGAUGCCCAGCCCAAGUUCAUGAGACACUACGAAUGCUUCCAGUGCAGGUACGUCACUCUCCUCCACAAAGAACUAUACUUGCACAACAGGAAAAUGCACCAGAAACAUAGUCUGGUAUGCACCAUGUGCAGGACCAACUUUUUCAACUACAGCGAGCUGCUGUGCCACCUGUGUCCUGGAACCUACAUAGACAACUAUAGUACAAAAUUCCGGUGCUGCUUCUGCAGCGUGGACAACCUGCCCUCUUCAUUCCGGCUGAUGGUCCACCUGCGCAAGUGCCAUCUGUCGUGCGAGGUGUGCUUGGAAACCACUCCCGACCAGGCCAAGCUUUCGGGCCACGUCUGGAAGCACAAGCUCAACCACUUCUGCCACAAGUGCUGCAUAGCGUACAGGAACAAAACGGACAUGACCAGGCAUCUCUUCUGGAAGCACGGGACUGAGAGUGUUGUGUGUAAAAAGUGCUUGCAGAAAAAGUGGCCCUACGUUUACCACUUCUGCAUACCCCCGCCGCAGUUCACGUGUGAGGAAUGCGGCCUUACUUUUGGCAAGGCAGUCGCUCUCAAAGUUCACAAAAGACUCCAUACAAACGAUUUCCGCUACCCGUGCGGCGAGUGCAACGAAAGCUUCAUCUCGCGCAAGGUGCUUGCCCGGCAUGACAGAAGCAUUCAUAAUCCGCUUCCACUACCCCCGCCGCCUCCACCGCCUCUUCCAGAGGAGGAGGAGAAGCUCGACGUGGAAAAGGAUAGCAUAUCCACAGACGUCGAAAACUCCCUUCCAGUGGACUCGGCUAUGAAGUCAGAGCCAACAGUAGUUAGUAGUGAUCGUGUGGACUCAGUUGAAAAGAAAACACCUCCCUCUGUUGAAAAGAAAACAACUCCAAAGAGAGAUGUGUUAGAUUUGCCACCACUGAAUCUUUCAUCUGACAGCGAGACUGACUCCGAUGUAGAGGAUGGUCCUGUUAAAACAAAAGAAGAUUCUCCUGUUAAAAACGAAAGUUCAGUUGCGGAAAGUGAAACGCCCAAAGAGGAAGUCGGUUUAGAUGCCACUGUGACUGCCGCGCCCACCGAUUCGGUUUGGGACAGUUUUAAAGACCAAAACGAACCUAAGGCAGAGGCCAAUCAAGAGACUGUACUUGAGCCAGAGGGCAAAGUUGCAGAGCCGGCUUCUGUCCCUGAGGAAGUGAAGGAGCCAGAGCCAGCUCCCCCCGCGCCUCCGCAGUUGAAUGCAGAGGAACUGUCACUGGUAACUCAAUCUGACCACGAUUACUUCAAUGUUCUGGCGUACGAUCCGGAUGAGCCACCUGUUGACGAACCGCCAAUGCCUGUGUUGGAAAACUUUCAAAUCCCUUCAGAUUCGAUUGUUGCUAGCUUCACUGAAGGCAUUCAGCUUAGUCCGCCGAGGUUUUACAAGAGAAGGCGUCAAGAAAGCUCAGGCUCUUCAUCAGACAGCAGUUCCAGCAGCUCAGGCAGUGACUCCAGCUCGUGCAGUUGCUCCAGUUCCAACUGCAGCUGCGGUUCUGGAUCGUCAAGCAGUGGUUCUUCCUCGAGCAGUUCAUCCGACUCUGGUUCUGACAACAAUGAAAAGAAGACUCGCAAAUUGAAGAAAAAGCUUAAGAAAAAGACCAAAGGAGAGCAGUCGCUUCCAAACGGGGCAGCGCAGGCGGCAGUUGAGGAGGAGGAAGACGAACACAUCGACCUUGGCCCUCCUGUGCUGUACUUCCACGAGUCAGAUUUGGACACAAAUGAGUCCGCAUCAGACGACGAAAAUUUCUACGACGAGCACCCGCGCAAACCAGGCCUGAACCGGCCGCCAACGCUGUCAUCGAUCUUUUCCCCAUCCAUCACGCCAGCACCCACCCCGCCGCCGAGCCUGGAAAACGGCGUGGCCGGCGGCGGUGGUGGCAGUCUGGACACUGUUCUGCCGCAGCAGCUGGACCACAAAAGCAAACCGAAGAAGAAGAAGCGGCAGUCGCAGCACCACCACUCGUCGCCAUCUCAGCCACAGAGCAAGAAGCGCAAAGACCACUGGUCGCCAGACGCCAUUUACGAGAGCAACCUUCGCUUCUUCUUGGCCAACCAGCUGAAGAAGAAGCCCUCACAACCCGAGCAGCUGGGCACCGAGAUUGUGGACGGCAACCGUUCGUCCAAGCGCAAGCGGGUGCCCAAGAGGUUCUACGGUGACAACGAGCAGGAGAACUCCGGUAUGUCAGGCAUGGGCCUGUUCUCGCCUGUGCCACUGUUGCCCGUCAUAACGCCGCGGCCGUCAAAGAAGAAAUCUCGCUCUUCCAGCAUCGUGUCCGAAAGCACAACACCGCAGCGGCCACUGUCGCCGCGCGAGAUGACCGAGUCUGAGCGCCACCUGACUGACGUGAUCGACUUUGUAGCGCUGGGACGCGACGGCAAGACAGCUGAAGACCACGAGUACCGGCGCCGGCCCAAGCUGGUUAUUACCCUGCCGACAAGCUCGUUCAACAGGUACAGCGAGGAAGCGGCCGCUGCCAGCGACUCGAGCUCUGAGGCGGACUACGAUUCCGACGACGAGGACGAGCCUGAGCCUUCCAUGUCGCCGAUUCAGGAUGCCAUCGAGACGUUCACUAGAGCGCACCCCUCGGAGCAGCAGCAGCAGGCGCAGGACACGAAGCUCUACUGCUACUGCAGGUGCCCUUACGACGAGGUGUCUGAGAUGAUCGGAUGCGACGACCCGAACUGCAAGCACGAGUGGUACCACUUUGACUGCGUGGGCAUCAAGGUGCCGCCCGUCGGCACCUGGUACUGCCCCGAGUGUCUCAAGAAACAAGCUUUAGCAGCUACAUAGCAAUGAAACGCUUAUUGACUGGACUCUGAUGAGUAUUAUCCGUAGCCUUGCUAGGCUCUGGCAGGAAAACUUGAUUGAUUGCCUCGCUGCUCACGAUUGGUUUUCAAUCGUUUUUAAACUUUUUGAUUUUUCUCAAAGCUCAUGUUUUGCAUCUCCUUGUGUUGCGUAUCUUGUGCAUUUACGUUAUAUUAUCGUCUAUUGAAAAAAGAACUCAUGAAUUCUUGCGACGAGCGGCAGAGUACAACUUUGAUGACCUGAGAAAUCACAAUUUCCUGCCACAAUCCCGCAGAGGAAAGCGGAUUUUAAUGUGGCGACAGCACGUAGAGUAGUUGUACAAAUUAAAGGUUGAGCACACACUUGGUUUCCUCAUCUCAUUCUCUUUGUAUGAUGACUGACGGUGUAGAAUGAUUCUGCGUGCAGCAGCAAUUGCCUAUUUUGAACGCGACAUGAUUGGCGGAUCCACUUAAAUCUAAACUAUAUAACCGCCACAAACUAAACAAAAUUAAUAGGGGGCUCCAUUUCAUCCCCGGCAACGGAAAUCCGCUGAUGUUUUUCAUCUGUCUGUAUGACCACGGCAUUGAAAAUAAAGGUGCCAAUGUUCCUUGGUCAAUUUACUGUCACAUUAUUUGUUACUAUUUUAAACUCUGAAGUUGUUAUUUCAAUGUCGUAAGCUUUACAAUUGGCUCUGGUUCUUAGGAAAUCCGGUUCCUAAACCGUGGUGUUUGUGUUCCAAGUAAAUUUUAUCUGAAAGCCAUUGUAGAGCAACGACAGCACCAUUAAUUUUUCAGUGGAAUCUUCAUUUUACACAUCACAGGCAGACUGUUUGCAGCCUGGUUGCAUAAUCUGCCUCUAAAAUGUAGCAUUGGGAGUAAAUCAGUUCUGUUUCAAAAAUGGCAAGUGCAUAGAUUAACGAGAAUCAUUUUUGUGAUACAUGAAUAAAAAUAACCAAACCUCAAAA